Molecule: messenger RNA, 576 nt
Organism: Encephalitozoon romaleae SJ-2008
Lineage: Eukaryota; Fungi; Microsporidia; Unikaryonidae
Product: thymidylate kinase
Exons: 1
Coding region: 1-576 (191 amino acids)
Biological process (GO): dTTP biosynthetic process; dUDP biosynthetic process; dTDP biosynthetic process
Cellular component (GO): cytosol; mitochondrion; nucleus
Molecular function (GO): dTMP kinase activity; ATP binding
Source: RefSeq, a predicted model, not a curated record
AUGUCCAAAGGAAAAUUUGUUGUAUUUGAAGGACUGGAUAGGUCUGGAAAGACAACGAUAGUUAACACUCUGUAUGAAAGUCUACUUCCAACAGUAUCUGUCAACAAGAUCAGAUUUCCAAAUAGAAAUGGGUGUGUAGGGAAGGUUAUAGAUGAAUAUCUUCAAAAGAAGAUUAGUCUGAAGAACGAAACCAUUCAUUUGCUGUUUAGUGCAGAUAGAUAUGAGCACAAAGCCAUGAUCGAAGAACUCAGGAAGGACAGCAUAGUCCUCUGCGAUCGCUACUCUAUGAGUGGGGUAGCAUACUCUGUGGCCAAGGGCCUGAGCCUGGAUUGGUGUGCCAUGUCUGAAUCUCUUCUUCCUAAACCCGACCUAACGGUGUUCAUAGAUGUCCCCAUGGACGAGAUAUGCAGAAGAAAAGAAUUUGGAAAGGAAAUCCAUGAUAGUAUCACAUUUCUAAAGAAAGUUUUCCUUGCAUAUCAAAUACUUCUUAAAGAAGAAAAAAAUGUCUUUAUUGUCGAUGGAACACUUCCUAUAGAUGAGAUUAUCGAAAUUGUGAAAAAAAAGAUAUUUGAGUAG